AUGUCAAGUGCUCAAAAUAGAUGCCGGGGCGGUGGUCGUGGAACCAAGGAACCACUCCUCAUUGAAGCGGUCAUUGGCAAAGUGGUUAAACGCAACCGUCGGAACUUCUCCGACGCCUGGAUAGACUAUAGAAAGGCAUUCGACUCGGUGCACCAUACAUGGCUAAAGAGGGUCCUCGAGCUGUACAAGGUUGACUGUACAGUAAGAGACUUCUUCGGGCAGUGUAUGGAGCAGUGUAGUACAAUCCUUUGUCAUCUAGGCGAGCGGAUGACGGAUGCGAAAAGCCGCAUAAGGAUAAGAAGGGGUAUCUUCCAGGGCGAUUGCUUGAGUCCAAUCUAA
Molecule: messenger RNA, 339 nt
Organism: Parnassius mnemosyne (clouded apollo)
Lineage: Eukaryota; Metazoa; Arthropoda; Insecta; Lepidoptera; Papilionidae
Source: the annotation of a GenBank genome assembly